AUGUCUGUCAAAUUCAAUACCAAUGCAGUGACCAAGGACAACUGUCUUUACACUAAGUUCGCCUACGAAUCGGCCAUUGUCGAGAAAAAGCCCGAUGGUGUUUUGUCUGUUACUCCAACCACCACCGACUACGAAUUCAAAGUGGACUUGUCUACUCCAAAGACCGGUUUGAUGUUGGUUGGUUUGGGAGGUAACAACGGUACCACCUUGAUGGCCGCCAUUUUGGCCAACAAGAACAAGAUCAGCUUCGAGAACAAGGAAGGUCUUGUCGAGCCAAACUACUACGGUUCUGUGACCCAAUCUUCCACCAUCAAGCUUGGUGUUGAUGCUGAGGGAAACGAUGUCUACGCUCCAUUCAACUCUAUUUUGCCAAUGGUCAGCCCUAACGACUUGGUCGUUGGCGGAUGGGAUAUCUCCAAAUUGCCAUUGGACAAGGCCAUGAAGCGUGCCAAGGUUUUAGACGUUGACUUGCAAAGACAAUUGGUCGAGCACUUGGAGAAGGUUCAACCAUUACCAUCCGUGUACUACCCAGACUUCAUUGCCAUGAACCAAAAGGAGAGAGCUGACAAUGUUUUCAACGUUGACAGCAACGGUGAGGUUACUACUAAGAACAAAUGGGCCGAUGUUGAGAGAAUCAGAUCUGACAUCAACAAGUUCAAGAAGGACAACAACUUGGACAAGGUCAUUGUCUUGUGGAGUGCCAAUACCGAGAGAUACUCGCAGAUCAUUCCUGGUGUCAACGACACCGCCGAGAACUUGAUCCAAUCCAUCAAGGACAGUCACGACGAGGUAUCUCCAUCUACUGUUUUUGCUGUUGCUUGUAUCUUGGAGCAGGUCCCAUACAUCAACGGUUCUCCACAGAACACCUUUGUGCCUGGUGCCAUUGAGUUGUCGGAGAUCCACAAGAGUUUCAUUGGUGGUGACGACUUUAAGAGUGGACAGACCAAGAUUAAGUCUGUUUUGGCUCAAUUCCUCGUCGACGCCGGUAUCAAGCCAUUGUCUAUCGCCUCUUACAACCACUUGGGUAACAAUGAUGGUUACAACUUGUCUGCUCCUCAACAAUUCCGUUCCAAGGAGAUCUCGAAGCAAUCUGUUGUUGACGACAUGAUUGAGUCCAACGAGAUCUUGUACAACGAGAAGUCUGGAUCUGAGGUUGACCAUUGUAUUGUCAUCAAGUACUUGCCUGCUGUUGGUGACUCUAAGGUUGCCAUGGAUGAGUACUACUCUGAGUUGAUGUUGGGUGGCCACAACAAGAUUUCCAUCCACAACGUCUGUGAGGACUCCUUGUUGGCUACUCCAUUGAUCAUUGACUUGGUCAUCAUGGCCGAGUUCUUGCAAAGAGUCACUUACAAGAAGGUUGGCGAGGAGACCUACGAGAACUUCUACUCUGUCUUGACCUUGUUGAGUUACUGGUUGAAGGCACCAUUGUCCAAGCCAGGUUUCAAACCAAUCAAUGGUUUGAACAAGCAAAGAUUGGCCAUUGAGAACUUGUUGAGAUUGUUGGUCGGAAUGCCAAUCAACAACGAGUUGAGAUUUGAGGAGAGAUUGGUUUAA
Australozyma saopauloensis is the source of this 1554-nucleotide messenger RNA. RefSeq names its product inositol-3-phosphate synthase (gene INO1). The transcript has a single exon. The record is from RefSeq and is a predicted model, not a curated record. Gene Ontology annotation, cellular component: cytoplasm. Gene Ontology annotation, biological process: inositol biosynthetic process; phospholipid biosynthetic process. Gene Ontology annotation, molecular function: inositol-3-phosphate synthase activity. NCBI's taxonomy places the organism in Eukaryota, Fungi, Ascomycota, Pichiomycetes, Serinales, Metschnikowiaceae. The coding region runs from base 1 to 1554 and encodes 517 amino acids.